AUGCCCACUUCCAACUUUAAGCCUUCUUGGUGGAACCAAAUUACAACUGAGCUUACUGCUACUUUGGGUGUUUCUAUCGAUGUUAAGCCUAUCAAAUCAAAGAAAAUAGCUGGUGCAAUUAAAUUCAGGGACAAGCCAUUCCCAUACCUCGAUGCAUUGACUGAACUCUUCCAUGAACAAACUGCAACCAUGGAGCAUGGGGCCACACCCUCGUAUAGACCAGGUGAUGAGGUCACAGACACCACUUUGGAUAAUAGUCCCGGAAUACCAAGGGCUUGUGGGAAGAGACCUGUUGAUCCUGCCCCAUCCGGAGUCGAUUCGCGUGAGAAGCAUAAUAGGAUUAACACCAAGGUGGAACCUGCCAAAGCGGUUAUCGAGGCGCUUUACGCGAUGGAGCUUGCACCAGACGAUUUUUGGAAGGCAAUUGUUGAACUUAACAAGGAAAAGCAUAAGGCAUUGAUUUUCUUGGUAUUGAGGACUAAGGAGAAAUGGACUCAAGUGGAAGAUUCUGUUGUAGCUACCUCAAUAGAGGAAGAAGAAAUGGCAGUGGUCUGCUAUCAAGUUGCUGCUGCAGUUGCUAUUGCUGCUGUCAAUCAGGAACAAGUAAGAAGCAAUCCAUCAGGAGAGCUAAGUUUUGAUCCAGAAAUUGAAAUCACGGCAAGGAGAUCCAAAGCCUUGCGAAACAGAGAAGUUGCUGCUUGUGUUCUUAAGAACCAGAAGCAGAUGGCAGAGGUAGCAGCAGCUGAUCAACCUCAGGAAAGAGAUUAUUUUGUAUCCCAAGAGGAAGAAGUUCAAACUCCACUAGUGAUCUCACCCCAGCUCUACCUGUCAAGCCACUAUGGAAGAAGUUCAGUUCGUGAGGCAAGAAGUUACAGAGGAGGCUUCAACAAUUACAGCAAUUGGAGGCCACAACAAAACAACAACUGGACCAAUCAGCAGUCGAGCUAUCAGAGAUCAGCUCAACCACCUGUAUUUCAGAAUCAACCAUUUAGAGUCAAGGAGGAAGACUGGAUUAAGGUCGGUAAUGUCCUUGCUAGUCUUGACGCAACUGUGAAAGAUAUGCAAAAUCAGGUUGCACAAAUGGCAAGGAAGAUACUAGAGAGAGCUGCUAGCACUCUUCCGAGUGACACACUGGAGAACCACAAAAGAAGGGAAGCACACAACACAAAUCAGAUGGCUGAGAUGCAGCACAAGGAGGUGUUGCAAUUGAAGAAACCAAAAACGGCAAUAAUUCAGCUUGAUUAUCUAACACCGGCAAGAAACAAGGACCGGUCGUCUCACUUGGUCCAACCAAACCUCACAGUUGUCAGAGAAUUCUACAGCAAUCUAUGGGGAGUGGAUGUAGAUAAAAUUGUAGUAAGAGGCAAGUCAGUCGAUAUCAAUAGAGUGGCCAUUCGAGAAGUACUUGAAUUACUGGCCAACAUCCCUCCAUAUGAAGAUAUGGCGUUCGAUAUGAUAGAUGAAACACCUGAAGGAGAACUGCCGAUAGCACUUUGUGAAGAUGCAACAGAGGAUAUAUGGACUAUUGACAGUCAUGGGUCUCUGAAAAAUUUUCCGAUAGCAGAGUUGAAGCAAACUUACAAACGGUGGUUCAAAUUUAUUUGCAUCAAUUUGAUGCCCUCUAAUAAUCGAGGAGUGGUGACAUUCGAUGCAGCUAUCUUGUUGUAUGCCAUUGCUAUGAAUAUUUCUAUAGAUGCUACAGACGUGAUCGGAAGACAAAUGCAUCGAUACUUGAACCUGAGGCAGAAAUACUGGUUCUUCCUAAUAUUAGCCACAAGGUUGAUGAUAAGAGCUGGUGUUCACUUUCUGCCAGGAGAUGAGAGAGGAGAUAUUCCAACUCCCUGGAGUCUACAAGGUCCACCAGACCCAUACAUGAACCCUUAA
Molecule: messenger RNA, 1884 nt
Organism: Oldenlandia corymbosa var. corymbosa
Lineage: Eukaryota; Viridiplantae; Streptophyta; Magnoliopsida; Gentianales; Rubiaceae
Source: the annotation of a GenBank genome assembly